CGCUGAUAAACAUACAGUCUUGGGAUUCUAGGGAGGGUACCGUGACAUAUCGCUCCACUACCUUUCUCAGCUAUUUUCUCCAUCAAAACCCAGGGCUUUUCCUCUGAGGCGUGUCCCUCGUUUUCAUCGCGCCCUCGUUUAUUUCUUCUGCGGGCCGCCUCGAAACCGGGCGCAGCACAGUCAAUGUUCAAAGAGGAGUCCCCCCCCCCCCCGCCCCGCCCCGAGGCCCGCAGCAGUCAGAAGGGAAUCAUGAGCACACCGAAGCCGAGCGGGCUCAAGCCGCCCAGCAAAAUCGGCAGGCCGGGUGGGGUGACCCCCAAAACCUCCCCCCCUUCUGCCAUGCCUAAGCCACCUUCAGCUGAUAAAUUGUCCGUUGGUCCCGGGUCCACAGAGGCCCAGGGGACAGCAGGUGAUUUCAAGGUGGGCGAUCGCGUGUGGGUGAACGGAAACAAGCCGGGUUUCGUGCAGUUCCUGGGGGAGACGCAAUUCGCCCCCGGCCAGUGGGCGGGCAUCGUUCUGGACGAGCCGAUUGGGAAGAACGACGGUUCCGUGGCAGGGGUGCGCUACUUCCAGUGCGAGGCCCAGCGGGGCAUCUUCACCCGCCCCUCCAAGCUAUCCCACAGCCCCGUGCCCGAGGGCGAGCCCAACGGCGCCCAGGCCGCCUCCGCCUCCCAGGCCAGCACCCCAACCUCCACCAGCCUGGCCUCCAACACGCCCGUAACCUCUGCCAGCGCCGCGCCCGCCUCCAAGAAGGCCACAACCGCCACCCCCACCACCAAUCUGGCACGGACCACCAGCGAGUCCCUGUCUAACCUGUCCGAGACAGGCUCGCUCAAGAAGGGCGAACGCGAGCUGAAGAUGGGCGACCGUGUGCUGGUGGGGGGCACCAAGGCAGGGGUGGUGCGCUUCAUGGGUGUGACGGACUUCGCCAAGGGGGAGUGGUGUGGCGUGGAGCUGGACGAGCCCUUGGGCAAGAACGACGGGGCGGUGGCAGGUACCAGGUACUUCCAGUGCCAGCCCAAGUACGGCCUCUUUGCCCCAGUGCACAAGGUAACACGUAUAGGUUUCCCGUCCACCACACCGGCCAAGGCCAAGACCAAGGUGCGCAAGAGCGGGGCCACGCCCUCUGCCCUGAAGCGCAGCCCCAGUGCCUCCUCCAUCAGCUCCAUGAGCUCUGUGGCGUCCUCUGUCAGUGGAAAACCCAGCCGCAGUGGCCUGCUGACGGAGACAUCAUCCCGCUAUGCACGGAAGAUCUCAGGCACCACGGCGCUGCAGGAGGCCCUGAAGGAGAAGCAGCAGCACAUCGAGCAGCUGCUGGCCGAGCGCGACCUGGAGCGGGCCGAGGUCGCCAAGACCACCAGCCACAUGGGCAAGGUGGAGCAGGAGCUCACCUUGAUGAGGGAGAGCCAGGAGCAGUAUGUGAUGGAGAUGGAGGCCAAGAUGGACCAGCUGCGCAUGCUGGUGGAGACGGCCGACAAGGAAAAGGUGGAGCUGCUGAACCAGCUGGAGGAGGAGAAGAGGAAAGUAGAGGACCUUCAGUUCAGUGUGGAGGAAGCUUGCAUUACCAAAGGUGACCUAGAGACGCAGACCAUGCUGGAGCAUGCCCGCAUUAAGGAACUCGAACAGAGCCUGCUCUUUGAAAAGACCAAAGCUGACAAACUCCAGAGGGAGUUAGAAGACACUAGGGUAGCCACUGUGUCAGAGAAGUCUCGUAUCAUGGAGCUGGAGAGGGAGUUAUCCCAGCAGGCGAAGGAGAUGGCAGACCUCAGGUUUCGACUGGAGUCUUCGCGGGGGUCGGGGGGUGAUUCAGCCUCCCUUCUCCUAGAUGAGCUGAGCACACUGAGAGCGCAGGUGGCGGAGCACCAAAAAGAGCGAGGGGCCCUGAGGGAGAAGCUGGAGGGCAGCGAGAGGAGCCACAGGAGAGAGCUGGCCCUGCUGCAGGCCGCCAGCGACAAGCUCUCCAAGGACAAUGAGCUGCUCAAGGCCCGGCUGGGGCAGGCCGAGAAGGAGCGCGCCGAAUCUGCCGCGCUGUGGCGCUCCAAGCUGGAGUCGGCCCUCGCCUCCCACCAGCAGGCCAUGGGAGAGCUGAGGACAUCCCUCGGCAAGGGGGCCGGGGCCCAGUCGGCCGAGCUGGUGGAGCUGAGAAGCAGCCUGGAGAGGCUGAAGGUGGAGCACAGGCUGGAGGUGGAGGACCUCCGGGCGACGCGGGCAGCCGAGGCAGAGGAGCUGCGGGCCCGCCUGCAGGAGGCGGCGAAGGAGAAGGACGGUCUGGAGGAGGCACUGCGCAACAGCCUGGAGAGCGCCGAGGAGCAGCACCUGGUGGAGAUGGAGGACGUGCUGGGCAAGCUGCACACCACGGAGCUGAAGGUAAAGGAACUGGAGCAGCUGGAGGGCAAGGUUAGCCAGCAGGCUGCUGAGCUGCAGGCCCUGAGGGCACAGCUGAGGGGGGCCCAGGAACAGGACCAGCAUGCCGAAGGUAACCUGGAGAGCCUAACAGCCAAGCUGGAGGCAGCCGAAGCCCUGUCUCUCUCCCAGGGCGGCAAGUUCAGUGAGCUGGCCAGUGAGCUUGAGAGCAAGCACCAGGAGGUCCGCUCUCUGCGGGAGAGCCUGGCCUCUGCAGAGCAGCAGCUGGACAGCUUGAAACAAAAGCUUCAAAGAGACUCAGAGGAAGAGGUGAAGGCAGCACAAACUAUGCAAGAGGUGCUUGAGAAGCUGGGUAAGAAAGAGAAGCAGUGCUCGACACUCUCUGCUGACGCAGAGGCUCUGAAAGCCCAGCUGGCAGGAAUGGAGAGGAAGAUGAAGGUGGCGGAGGAGAAGUUGGACCAGCUGACGAAGGACAAGGCCAAGCUUGAGAAUGACAUCGCAGAGAUGAUGAGAUCAUCAGGGGACAGCUCUGCCCAGCUCACCAAGAUGAAUGAUGACCUCACUCAGAAAGAGAGGAGGCUGGAGGAGCUUCAGGUCCAGCUCGCAGAGGCCAAGGAGCAGGUGGCGCACUCUGAGGAGAACCGGCGAAAGGACCAGGCCCGAGCAGAGCAGGACCUGCUGGACAGCAGGGACAAACACCGGGCUGAGCUGAAGGCCCUUCAGGAGAGGCUGGCCCAGCUGGAGAAAAGUGUGGAGCAGAGCCAGGCCCAGAACCAGGAGCUGCGGGUCUCUCAGGCGAAGACCCUGAGAGAGGAGUCGGAGCGGCACGGGCGGCAGGUGAAGGAGCUGGAGCGACUGGUGGCGGAGCUGCAGCCCUACAAAGAGCAGGCCCACGCCUCUCAGGCUGCCGGGCUGACAGCGCAGGACCUAGAGCGGCUGGAGCGGGAGAAGGGCCGUCUGCAGCAGGAGCAGGACCAGACGCAGGCCCUGCUAGAGGAGAGCAGGGCUGCCCAGCAAGAGCUGCGGCUUCAGCUUGAUGCUCUGAAACAGCAGAACUCCAAAUACCAGGAGGAGCUGAAUCUGUCCAAGGAGCAGCUCAGCACAGAGAGCCAGCGGAUGGGCAGCCUGUGUAAAGAGAUCGAGGAGCUGAAGCUGGCAGCAAGUCAGAAGUCCCAGCACCUGGCUGCUCUUCAGCAGGAGAACGGCAAGCUUGCCAAGGAGCUGAGCCAAGGCCAGCUCGAAGAGGAACGGCUGAGCCUCAGCAGCCAGCUGCAGGAUGUGAAGAGGAGAGAGAGUGAGUCUGAGAAGGAAACAGAAGAAGAAAGAGCAUCUCUCCAGCUAUCCUUCCAGAAAACUAGUGCCUUGAUCUUGGAGAAGGACAAAGAGUUGGAGACACUGAGGAAUGAGAUUGCGAUGCUGCGCGGCGAGAACGCCAUGGCGAAGACUCUGCAGUCGGCGGUGCAGUCCCUGGAGACGGAGAAGGCGCAGCUGCAGGGCCGUGUGCAAAGCCUGGAGCAGAGGCUGGCAGGCGGCCAGGGGGCUGGGGGUACUGAUGGCUCCUCAGGUGAUGCAGUCCUGGACCAGCUCAGAGAGGAGAAGGAAUUUGCGGAGGGCCAGAUUGACUUCCUGAACUCUGUCAUCGUGGACCUGCAGAGGAAGAACCAGGAGCUGAAGGGCAAGCUGAAGAAGCUGGCUGAGGCGGCGUUCAACGGGAACACGGAUGGCGAGCUGGAACACCACGGCAGUCGGUCCAAGAAGAAGCCCACUCCGCGACUCUUCUGUGACAUCUGCGACUGCUUCGACCUCCACGACACAGAGGACUGCCCCACCCAGAUGCAGUCGCCCGACUCCCCGCCUCACACGGCCUACCACGGCAGCCGCGGAGACGAGCGGCCCUACUGCGACAUCUGCGAAGCGUUCGGCCACUGGACUGAGUCCUGCAACGACGACCAGACCUUCUGAGGCUCGCUCGCUGCCCCCCCCUUCCCGCUGCCACCCCCCCCCCCACGCUGCUCAGAACAUGGUGGCACCCAGACUGGCUUCAACAUCACCUUCUCUCAUGUUUGUGUGUGUGUGUGUCCGCACGUCAACACCCACCUGGGCCAUUCGGUUCUCCUCUACCAGAGCACCUUCUCCCAAUAAGGGUCCAGUCACUUUUUAUGCUCCACCUAUUACUGUCAGUGCCAGGAGAUGGGAAAGCUGGCCACUGUCAGAAUUCAAAGUUUACAGAUGGGGGUAAAGCAGUAAUAACAAAACAGUACCAAGACAAACGGAUCAGUGACAAUGACAUUUGAAUGACUGUGAGAAAAGAGCAGGAUAGAUACUGCUCAACAGCAGCCACUUCUGGUGGUGAAAUGUUACUGCGGGAGCAGCUCUCAGUCAAUCAAAUGAGGCCUUGUCCACACGUACACAGGUGUUUUUUAAAGCGUAGCUUUUUCUAUGCGUUUUGGCCUUUUGUCCACACACAAACUGCGUUUUAGGUCACUGAAAAUGGACCUUUUGCAAAACUCCUUCCAGGAUGAAGUUUUUCAGAAACUCCGUUUUCAGUGUUUACCUGUAGACAGGGAAAAGUUUUUGGCUUGUAACAUUUACAUUUAUUCAUUUGGCAGACGCUUUUAUCCAAAGCGACUUACAUAGGUU
This is a messenger RNA of Megalops cyprinoides (Indo-Pacific tarpon), 5004 nucleotides long. RefSeq names its product CAP-Gly domain-containing linker protein 1-like. NCBI's taxonomy places the organism in Eukaryota, Metazoa, Chordata, Actinopteri, Elopiformes, Megalopidae. Gene Ontology annotation, molecular function: microtubule plus-end binding. Gene Ontology annotation, cellular component: cytoplasm; microtubule plus-end; nucleus. Gene Ontology annotation, biological process: cytoplasmic microtubule organization; positive regulation of microtubule polymerization. Bases 184 to 4326 code for a protein of 1380 amino acids. The record is from RefSeq and is a predicted model, not a curated record. The transcript is spliced from 25 exons.